GUGCGCCACGGACGCGUAGUGAGAAGCGUGGUAGCCGAUCGGUAUGGACAGUAGUCGGUAGACAGGCAGCGCACGUACGGCGAGAGGUUCCUGCUCCGGAUCGUAGCCCUCUUGCGUGCGCUUGUGUGUGUGUGCUUGUAGCGGAAUGUGUCUGGCGCGGUGUGUCUGUGCGGCAGUGUGCGUGCGUGUUCACCAGGCGAGACGCGGACCUCAUUCACACGCUCUGUCUAGCGCAAGAAGUGUUUUUUGGGAGCUGAAAAAGUGAACAAGACAAAUUUCCUUCACCGAAAAACAGAACGAAAAGUGAUUGUAAGUGUGUGUGUGAUUCCAGAAGAGUUAAACAGAAGGAAAGAAGAAUUACGCCCUUCCCUGUGGCGACGGUGCCACACUGUCAGGUUUAGUGUUACGUGCGCGUGUGUGUGUGUGUGUGUGUUUGUGCCUGCGUGUUUGAUGCACAAUAUCAAGGCACUUGCAGAGGAAUUUAAAAAAAAAUAUUAAAAGAUCGUGCGUUUGUGUGUGAUAAGCAGUGAAAUUUGUGUGAAAAUUUCAUCACUUCAUCAGCAGCAGCACCGAGCAGCAGUGAUCCGUUUCUACAGGGUACCGGAACAAUCCGGAGCACAGAGAGGCAUAUCGGUGUUUUUUUUUUGUUUUGCGUUGGCUUCGUCUGUGUUUGUGUGUGUGUGUGUGUUUUCCUGCUCCAAGCGGUUCCAGCCAGCUAAGCCCGGUCUAGCCACACUGCACAGAGAGACAGACCACAACACGUUUUGUGUGCGUGUACUGUCGGACGGCGGGGAGUAGUAGUGUGUGUCCGUGUGUUUGCAGCCGAAAAGUGCGGAAGUGACUCGACGAUAUUGCUGCGACUGAAAGAUAACACCGUGCGAAGACACCGGCAAAAAAAUCUGAUUGGUGUAAGAAAAUCCGAUUGGAAAGGCAAGCGGAAAUCAAAAUUACAUCUCAACGAUUUCCCGCAAAAGUAACGGCCAGGAUCGGCUGACAUCGGCUUAAUUUACGAAAGAAAAACACAAAAAAGGACAAAGGGUGUGUUGACGCUCAUCCCGCUGCCCCGCCACCAGCAUGACUUCCAAAACGGUACAGAAUGCGCCCGCUAUUGCCAUCUCCACGCCCGCCGCCGCAUCCAUAAAGUCGUCCACCUCGUCGCUCAUCUCCAGCAUGUCGCUGGCCUCGCCAAUGACCAUGUCGUCCACGAUGUCGAUAUCGUCGGCGGACAGUGCGAUGGUCGCCGGCUCGUCGUCCAGCGGAAGCGGCGGCUGCUCCACCAUCGUGAAGGAGGGCUGGCUGUACAAGCGGGGCGAACACAUCAAGACGUGGCGCUCGCGCUACUUCAUCCUGAAGAGUGACGGCACGCUCGAGGGCUACAAGAUACGGCCGGAUCCGCAGGUGCCGACCGAACCGUCGAACAAGUUCACCGUGCGCGACUGCCAGAUCAUGUCGAUCGAUCGGCCCCGGCCGUUCACGUUCAUCAUCCGCGGGCUGCAGUGGACGACCGUGAUCGAGCGCAUGUUCCACGUGGAGGACGAGAACGACCGGAAGGACUGGGUGGAGGCGAUCCGCAGCGUCGCGAACAAGCUGAACGAGGAGGAGGUGUACCAGGCGACGCUGCCGAACCAGGCGGCCGACGACGACUGCGAGAUGGGCUCGAUCGCGGAGGACGAGCUGGUGAACGAGAAGCCGGUGUACGGUACCGCGACGGACAAAGUGAGCGGCAAGCGGAAGGUGACGCUCGAAAACUUUGAAUUCCUGAAAGUGCUCGGCAAAGGCACCUUCGGCAAGGUGAUUCUGUGCCGGGAGAAAACCUCCUCGAAGCUGUACGCGAUCAAGAUACUGAAAAAGGACGUCAUCAUACAGAAGGACGAGGUGGCCCACACGAUGGCCGAGAGCCGCGUGCUCAAGACGACCAAUCAUCCAUUUUUGAUAUCGCUAAAGUACUCGUUCCAAACGGUCGAUCGCCUGUGCUUCGUGAUGCAGUACGUCAACGGGGGCGAGCUGUUCUUCCACCUGAGCCGCGAACGCAUAUUCCCCGAGGAUCGGACGCGCUUCUACGCGGCGGAAAUUAUUUCAGCGCUCGGCUACCUACACUCGCACGGCAUCAUCUAUCGGGACUUGAAGCUGGAAAACCUGCUGCUCGACAAGGACGGCCACAUCAAGAUCGCCGACUUUGGCCUGUGCAAGGAGGACAUCACGUACGGCCGGACGACGAAAACGUUCUGCGGUACGCCCGAGUACCUGGCGCCGGAGGUGCUGGAGGACAACGAUUACGGCCACGCGGUCGACUGGUGGGGCACGGGCGUCGUCAUGUACGAGAUGAUUUGCGGCCGGCUGCCGUUCUACAACCGCGACCACGACAUCCUGUUCACGCUGAUCCUGAUGGAGGAGGUGAAGUUCCCGCGCAACAUCAGCCCGAACGCGCGCAGCCUGCUGAGCGGGCUGCUGGUGAAAAAUCCGAAGCAGCGGCUCGGGGGCGGCCCGGACGAUGCGAAGGAAAUCAUGGCGCACCCGUUCUUUGCCAGCAUCAACUGGACGGAUCUGGUGCAGAAGCGCAUCACGCCCCCGUUCAAGCCGCAGGUCACGAGCGACACGGACACGCGCUACUUCGACCGGGAGUUCACUGGCGAGAGCGUGGAGCUGACACCGUCCGACUCGAACGGGCCGCUCGGUGCGAUCCAGGAGGAACCACACUUUUCCGAAUUCAGCUACCAGGAUAUGGCUUCCACCAUGAACACGCCCAGCUACAUGAACCAUUCGCACAACUUUCACCCGAUGCAGUGAGAGCAAGCGGCCCGUGAAAGGCGCCCGGUGAGUUCGGGCGCACAGUAGCGCGAAACAAUGGUGAGGAAGGGUGAGUGUGGGACCUGGACACCAGACACUGCGCCUUCUUUGGAGACCCCCUCUUCACCCCUCUCUGUGUACACAAUGGGUUAUGGUGGAAAUACCCGGUCAAAACGCCCGCGUCGUUGGUAUAUUCCGGCGUGACGGGUGCAAUCGCUGGAAUUGCACGGGGCCGUGAGGAAAUGAUGCAGAGCGCGCGACGAGGAUAAAAGAGGAAGAGAAGAAGCGCGAUGAAGGCAAAUCGUGAAUAGAGUGAAGAAGGCAACGAGCAAAAAUCUUUUUCGUUUGAAUAGCAGCAGCAGCAGCAGCAGCAAGGGGUCAUCGUAACGUUCGUAACAAUCCGCCAGCAAAAGCAUAAGGAACCAAGCCUAUUUAUGUUCGAUUACUAUGCGUAUUCCAAUAGCCCGGAGGUUGAAUUUUCUGUAUGUGUGUGUGUGUGUGUCCCGUCGGUUGAACCGCACCACCAACGGUCGGAUCGAACAGUCGAGUGGACGAAGGAACGGGAAAGAGGGGAUGUUCAAAAAAGGCCACAUGUGCAGAUCCCGGUGAAGAUCCUCGGAAGGAUGGGGGGAGGCUCAAGUGCCGCACAGUGGAGGGAAAAAAGCUUCCAAACCGCGAUGUGCAACGCCCAUGUGCGCUACGUCGACGGAACGACCAGAUCGGUGAUCGGGCUGUGCGACCUCUAGCAUGAUGACCGACCCGUCCGGUACAGAAGAAUUGUUUCUUAAAUGUUCCCUACACCUGCAAACACCCCCACCUCAGCCAUCGCAACAGUUAUACUUUAUGUUACACAACAGUCAAGACAGCAAAACAAAGAACAAAAAUCCUUAACCUCCCUCCCACAAUGCCUCAGCCCGCUCUCUAGUUCAACGCGAACGCCCGCAAAGAGAAGCAAAAGCGAAGGAGGUGAUUGAGGGGUGCGAAAUAGAUGAUACUUACUACCACCACCACCACCACCGUCGUGCCAACUAUUGCCAUAACCAAUGCCGUGAAAAUGAUCUCAGUUUAAUAGCAAUCGAACCAGGAAACAAUAGAUUAUAAUAGAUCUCAAUACAGAGAGACACAACUUUACACACACAGGCAGACAGACAGACAGACAGAGACCCACCUGAAUAUUAACUCUCUAGCAGGAGCAGGAAAGGUAGUGUGGGGUGGUGCUCUAGUUGCACUUUUAGUUGCCUUUCUUAUCAUGUUCAACAGAGCUCCACAUCUCCCGUGUAUCAGUGAACGAACGAGUGGUAACACGAAAUGUUCACCAACAAACAGCUCCAUAGUAUAAUGUUCACCAGCCAACCCCAGCCAACCAUCUCGUCACGAAGAAUGGAAGCGAUUUUGAUCGUACCUGCGCGCGAUUCCUUGAGCGAACGAAGAAGAAAUUAACACUAUUUGCGCGCUAUUUUAGUGUCGUAUAACACAGAGAGUAAGAGAGAGAGAGAUAGAGAGAGAAAGCAUAAUUUAACCGAAGUUUGAGCACCCAUUUAGAGAGGAGGAUAAGUAAGUUUUGAACUUAGCUACUUUAAUUCGUAAAAAAACAACAAAAAAGAGGCCUCGCUGCUGCUUCUCGCCAGCGUUUGCCAGCGAGAAUCCUUUGUUCUCUUCCUGCUACUAGCAUACACGCGCACGGGGAACGCGCGUUCGAGUAGCAUUAUUACUUAUUAUUAUUACCUUUGCGCGACUCUACACACACACACACACACGCAGCAACGCUCCCCCCAAAUAAUUUGUGAACCUUGUUUCCUAUCACUUUCAAAUGCGCCUGUUUUGUUUCCCCCGUGUUUAUCCGUGACCACCGUAGUAAACCUUGUACCGGUGUGGUGUGUGGUGUACAAGCGCGGAGGUAUUAUUAUUAAAGGACACAGCUCCCAAGUAGUGCUGCUGCCGUGAGAAGCAAACACGCUAAAAAGAGAGAGAAAGAGAGAGAGAGAGAGAGAGAGAGAGAGAGAGGGGGGGGGAGAAAGAAGCAUGUUAAUAUAGAAGCUGCUUUUAUAGACGAUAAGCUGGUGCGCGCGCAGCAAGUGACGCAACGUGCGCGCUCAAUGACGCAAGAUUAGAAAGCAACGGGCUGUGAUAGCAUGAAGUUAAUAAUAGUGGUUAGAAAAUGUGUGUGUGUGUGUGUGUGUGUGUGUGUGUGUGUGUACGUGUAUGGACCUGGCCUAUAGGCAGCAUAUAGGCAUGUAGAAAUUGGCGCGCAAAUGCUGUGUGCUCUUGGCGGAAGAGGAUAUAUACGCAAGGAUGCUAUGAAAUACGCACCCUUGCACCAACUCUCUUCGCUAACACGGUUAGAAGCGGUCAUUGCACGGUAGAGGGAGAGAGAGAUUCCUGACGAAAUGCCCAGAUAAAGGGGCAAAAGAAUUUGGGGGGGGGGGGGGGGGGGGGGGUGCUAUAACCCUACUGCAAUUUAGUAACACGUUCUGCUCUUCCCGCUUCCUCCAAAACGGUUGAGCGAAACAGGACGAACAACGGUGUGUGUACCCAUCCCUUCGCGCCCCGCAAUGUUGUCUACUGUGUGACAGUGUGUGUGUGUGUGUGUUCCUUAGCAGUGUGGUGUGCAUGAAAAGCGAUCGUUUUGGAAGGAUGAUAAGGGUUAAGUGUAAGCAACUUUAGUGCGCGAGAGAGAAGAGAUCAUUAAAAGCUGAAAAGGGAGAAAUUGUUCAUAAUUCAUUAGAGCCUAACCAUACACACACACACACACGCACACGCGCGCGCGUUACAUUCAUGAUGUGUGUGUGUGUGUGUGAUGUGUGCGUUUGUCGCUAAACUUUACUUUAAAAGUUGUAGUAGCCGCGCACCAGUAACAGCAACACAGUCGCUACUACCAGCGCUGCUAUGAAGCAACUAAAACCAUAGUAGUUAAAAACAUAGAGUACUGGAUAGGAGCAAAUAUCACUGCCUUAGGUAAACGAGACAUUGACAAAAUGGAAAUAAAUUAACUAGAAGAAAAAACAAUACAAAAACAAGUGCAACAUUUAGAUGGCUAUGUAGAGCUCAAAGCGGGAGCUGGGUGAAGCAGACUGCAAGAUAAAGCAACCUUUACCAUCAUCCCCAUUUUCCUCGGCAGUAAUGCAGAGAUAGAGAUGAAAGCCCGAACACGAUGUUGCAAAUAAGCAUCGCAAACACGAUCGCAAGCGUUUGAAACGAACAGCAGCAGCAGUCACACGUGCUUUCCAAUUGGAAAAAAGUAAAGUUUCGUUUGUUCUGCUAAGCUUUACUUUUUGUUUAAGGGUUUACUACCCUUGGACAACGCUACUGGUGCUAAUUGAUUAAAAGCGUAUACCCCCCCCCCCUCCCCUUCCCCAUUGAAAUCGAGAUCGAGUAAAGCACGAGCACGAGGUCAAUAUAGAAAGCGCGAAUGUCCUAGCGAUAAAUACUACUACUAAUAUUACUACUACUGACUGCGAGGGAGAGGAAAAAAACAUAUAAAACUGGCUUCCGAAAUAAUGUUUUCUUUUUAAGAAGGGGGGAGAGGCUUUACAAACAUCUAGAAGAUCAGCGAAACAAAUAUUCCUUUCCCUCCCGCGCAUUAAGGACAACGGGAAAAGGAUUACUAUAAGUUAGCGCAAAUGAGAAAAAGAAAAGAAAUACUACCACUACUACUACUACUACUACUACUAUUACUUCUAAGCGAAGGCCACAAUAGCGUUACAGUAAUCCAUAAGUAAUAGAUAAAUUUAAUAAAAAAAAAAACACACACACACACAAGAUUACCGAAAAUAGACGUACACAUGCAAAAAACA
Anopheles coluzzii is the source of this 6581-nucleotide messenger RNA. It is a transcript of the gene Akt, whose product is annotated as RAC serine/threonine-protein kinase. The record is from RefSeq and is a predicted model, not a curated record. The transcript has 7 exons. NCBI's taxonomy places the organism in Eukaryota, Metazoa, Arthropoda, Insecta, Diptera, Culicidae. Bases 1075 to 2787 code for a protein of 570 amino acids. Gene Ontology annotation, molecular function: ATP binding; protein serine/threonine kinase activity. Gene Ontology annotation, biological process: protein phosphorylation.